AACUCACACAUACCUCAAAAGACGCCUCGGGUGCAAAUCGGAGAAAGCAAAACAAAUAUUCUGGCUUCACUUGAACCAGGACGACGACCUCAACUCAGCUGGGAAGAUGGUAGCCUGCUACGUGGUUCCCUACCCAAAGCCGCCCAGUACUAUACACCUCGCAUGACGCUGUGCUAUGUGCUUCACGCCUCCAGCCUCUCCCAAGUUCUCACCUCUGAGUCCGACGCCUCGACGGCAGACAGUGAGUCCGACGCCGCGCCGCGCCUCGCCUCGUCUCCGACGCCAAAGCUCACAGGAUUGUUUGAUAUUUCUGAUGUGCCCGAGUUUAUUGGGAAGGAAAUUGUUCAGUGCAUUAAUAUGGCCAAGGAUGGUAUACUUGCUGUUCUUGUUGUCCUAUCUAAAUACUUUGGUGGCAAAAUUAGUGAUGAUAUGGUGUGGUCUUCACUGGCGGUGAUGACCUGGAAGAAAACAAUGAAACUAGUGCUUAGAAGUUUCUUGAACGCGUACUUAGAAGUUCAAUUUUGGAUUUGGUGCACGGGCACAGCAAAUCUGAUUCACAGCAAAGGCAGAGCCCUCAUUCCCCCAAUUUCGAUUCUCAUCAGUGUUUGCCCUAAAAAUCAAAUUGCAGCUGCUUCUUUUGAGGAGAACACAUGCCCAAGUACAGAGACGAGCCUCCUGCGGUUCGCGUUUACACAGUUUGCGAUGAGUCCAACUUAUUUGAUUCUUUAUUUAUGCUGCAGAUACCUAAUUGUGAGGAAUGUUCCCUCACUGGGUUGUGCCGAUGAGCUCUUGAAGCUUUUCUCCACUUAUGGCAAAGUUGACGAAUGUAAGCCGAUGGAUGCUGAGGACUGUGAGGCGUACACUGAUGUUUACUGGAUCAAGUUCCAUCAGGUCAACAAUUCCAGAUUUGCCAAAAGGAAGUUAGACGAGUCUGUUUUUCUAGGAAACAGAUUAAAAGUGUCAUAUGCGCCUGAAUAUGAGAGCUUAUCCGAUACAAAAGAGAAGCUAGAAGGGCGGAGGAAGGAAGUUGUAGCACGACUAAACUCUAAAAGAUAUAAAGGAGGUCCUUCAGAUUACACUCCUUCAGUUUCCACUCAUUUGCCCAAGGAUGCAUUUCCACCAUCGCGUUCCUUAGUUUCAAGGCAGUCGAGUGAGUUACAAGCUGCUGCAAGUGGACAUACAUCCUCUGACCUAUCUGCUUCCUCUCAUAAGGAAUAUUUCCCCUCCGAGUCUAUGAAUCAAACGGUUCAUUUGGUGAGAGAGAAACUGAAUAAGGUGAAGAUAUACAAUCAAGUUCAGAUCACACAGAAGCUGGUUCUUCCAAAAGGACGCGCGUCGACAAUAGAAGAAGAAUUUAAGUUGGUCAUAAAAAACGACCACAUUGAGAUGCAGUUCAGUGUGCCGUUAAGUCCACGAACAAGAUUCCCCAACACCCGACCUAUUCAAGAAAAUGACAGUGGUUGCUUAGAUUUGUUUUGCUUCCUAAUUACCUUUCUGUGUUAUGGUUUUGUUGCAAUUAUUCCCUUUUAUGGUAAGAGGAUUUUUCCGGUCAUUGUUGUCUUUGCGAGUGAUAUAUGACAUGACCAGCAAGUAGUGGAUUUUCAUGUUGGCAUUUGAUACAAACUGUAAAUAUUUCAGCAUCCCGUUUCUUGAUAGAGGGAUGCGAAACUUCAGUUAUUUUCUUAGUCGAUGCAUUAUGAGCAAAGAAUGUAUUAAUCUUUGUCAUGCCAAACAUGAACAUGCCAGGAUAAUAUCAUUGAGCCUAAAAUUCAAG
Striga asiatica is the source of this 1774-nucleotide messenger RNA. The record is from the annotation of a GenBank genome assembly. Lineage: Eukaryota; Viridiplantae; Streptophyta; Magnoliopsida; Lamiales; Orobanchaceae.